Molecule: messenger RNA, 1551 nt
Organism: Ctenocephalides felis (cat flea)
Lineage: Eukaryota; Metazoa; Arthropoda; Insecta; Siphonaptera; Pulicidae
Product: metallophosphoesterase 1 homolog
Biological process (GO): GPI anchor biosynthetic process
Molecular function (GO): hydrolase activity
Source: RefSeq, a predicted model, not a curated record
AGAAAUGUUAACCUAAAAGACACAAUGUUUUUUUUAAAUGUAAGGAAGGUAUAUUAUAUGUUCAAUAUGAACGCAAAUAUGUAUAAUAUAAAUUAAAAUAUGUAUUAGAAGUUAUAAAUUGGAAUCCACAACACCAUGGCACACAUAACGUUUUCGAUAAAAAGGAAAAUGUUGCAUUUGUUUGCAGCUGUUAUGCUCAUUAUAUUGUUCAAUGAGUAUCUUAUUUACUAUUUAAUACAAUUUAAGUGCAAUUGGCCCAACGUCACAGAACAAUCACAUAACCAAUACAUUAAAGCUCUUAUUUUAUCUGAUACACAUUUGCUUGGCAAACGAAAAGGCCAUUGGUUUGAUAAAUUACGUCGAGAAUGGCAAAUGCAUAGAGCAUUUCAAACAGCUAUUGCCCUACAUAAUCCAGAAGUGGUAUUUAUUUUAGGUGAUAUAUUUGAUGAAGGUCUUUGGGCUAAUAAAGAAGAAUUUAAUGAAUAUCAUAAGCGAUUUAAUGAUUUAUUUAAACUACCUAAAAAUAUAGAAAUGUAUGUGGUUGCUGGGAAUCAUGAUAUAGGCUUUCAUUAUGAAAUAUUCAAAUCUCGAGCAGAACGGUUUUCGAUUACAUUAAAUGCACCUCCUGUUCGUAUUAUAACUCUUAAGAAUGUACAUUUGUACUCAAUGGCUAUGGAAGGUGAUGGAUGUUUCUUAUGUCGACAAGCUGAAAAUCUGGUUUAUAAUAUAUCAGAGACUUUAAAAUGUUGGGAAGGUGUAGUAAGUUGUGAUAAGGUUGUUCAAAAGAAACAUUAUAGUAGGCCGAUUUUAAUGCAGCACUUCCCAUUAUAUAGAAAAUCAGAUGCCUUGUGCAAUGAAUGGGACUCACUACCUACGAAUGACCAUUUCAGAGAGAAGUGGGAUUGCCUCUCUAAAGAGUCAACACAAUUUUUGAAAAAUACUAUUAAUUUUCGUGAGGCCUGGUCAGGUCACACACACCAAGGAUGUAUUUAUCAACAUUGGGAGAAUCCAAUAGUUUACGAGUAUACAGUUGCUUCAUUUAGUUGGAGAAAUAGAAACGAUCCCAGUUAUAUUUUGGCCCUGUUCUCAGUUGAUGAUACUCUUAUAUACAAAUGUGCCAUGCCAACAGAAAAUACAUGUGAUUGGCCGAAAUUAAGUGAAAAUCAUCCUUACAAAGAUCCGGUCAAAGCUCUUAUUAUAACAGAUACUCAUUUACUUGGAAGGAAAACAAGUGUUUGGGCAGACCAAGUUUUGAGAAAUUGGCAAAUGACUAGAGCAUUUCAAACUGCAAUUACACUUCAAACCAGAAAUAGUGUUUAUUUUAGUAUGAUGUUCGUAAGAGUCUGUCUAAUCCCACAUUUGAAACAAAUAUUUAAUAAAUAUUUGCUGACACAUUAUUCUACAGGUGAUUUACUAAAUGAAGGGCUAUGGUCUAAUGAAAAAGAAUUAAAAGAAUACCAUGAACAAUUUUCAAACAUAUUUAGUGUUCCAAACUCAACGACAACCUUUGUCAUUGCUGGAAAUCACGACAUAGGAUUUCAUUAUGAGUAA